This is a messenger RNA of Vicia villosa (hairy vetch), 555 nucleotides long. Its product is annotated as cold and drought-regulated protein CORA-like. The transcript is spliced from 2 exons. The coding region runs from base 87 to 347 and encodes 86 amino acids. The record is from RefSeq and is a predicted model, not a curated record. NCBI's taxonomy places the organism in Eukaryota, Viridiplantae, Streptophyta, Magnoliopsida, Fabales, Fabaceae.
CACUAUAUAAAGCGCACACUUUCUUGCUAUUUUUCUCAUCCUUCACUACCAAAUAUCAUAUUUCAAUUGAUUUUGAAUUGAGUACAAUGGAAUCCAAGAGAGCAAUCCUCAUUCUUAGCCUAUUGGCAAUGGUUCUUCUUAUUUCCUCAGAGGUGUCAGCUAGGGAGUUUACUGAGACUUCCACUAAUACCAAAGAGGAGGUUGUUGAAAAGUCAAAUGAACUGAAUGAUGCCAAGUUUUUUGGUCAUCACCGUCACGGUCACAGCCACGAUCACCGUCAUGUUCAUGGUCAUGGGCACGGUGGUCAUCAUGGUGGACACCAUGGUGAUUCCGACAAUGGCAACUGAUAAUACAAUGAUACAUGAUGCACAUGCAACAAAGUAAUAAACUUCAUGAAUGAAUAGUGUUUGGUGUUGAAUAAAAGAGGUAUAGAUAGUCAUCAGUCCGUUGUGGUUAUGUAUUAUCUUUGAAUAUGUGGUGGAGUUUGAUUUGAAUCUAUUUGGUGAAUGUGUUAUCAUUUGUAAUAUAUCAAAUAUAUAUCAUCGUUGUUAAGUA